This is a messenger RNA of Plasmodium inui San Antonio 1, 5766 nucleotides long. RefSeq lists its product as hypothetical. NCBI's taxonomy places the organism in Eukaryota, Apicomplexa, Aconoidasida, Haemosporida, Plasmodiidae. The transcript has 16 exons. Bases 1 to 5766 code for a protein of 1921 amino acids. The record is from RefSeq and is a predicted model, not a curated record.
AUGGGAUUCACCUUCAAAUUUUACAAACAUAAGCACCUGUUCCGGCUGAAGGAAAAAUGGAAGGACAUUGGGGCGCACGUUUUGUACUGCUCCAGUGAGGAAGCGGUGGAGCGAGAAGAGAAAAAAAAUCUAGGUGAAGAUGCCGUCCUUAGGAGUUCCCCCUGCAAGGGAGAUGGUGACAUAACCUAUCCCGAAAUUAUAAACACCAUUCAGUACUCAUCCAUUUGUAUGUCUAUCUUUAGCAAGCAGAACGAAGUAGAAGGUAUUGUUUCCCUGGACUAUGAAUUAUGUGCAGGUUGUUCUUUUGGAAAAAAAGCACAUAACGGGGUUAUAGUACCCCUGGGUGAUCUCUACCAUGCUGUAUCAUUACACAUAAAGGAGCAUUCUGUGCUGUCCAGUUUGUCCACAAAUAAUUCUCUAAUAAUCAAUUUAGUGAUCAGCAAAAAUGUGGACUACUUGGAUGAUUUAUGUUCCUACGUCUUCUACACAUUUGAAGACAUUGUUUUCAUCUUACUGUUUUUGCAAAAAAAAAAAAAAGAGAAAAAUGAGGAAUAUUUCUCCUGUGAGAAGAUGGGCAGGUGUAUACACAUCGAUGUGAAGCAUCAUUUGAAAAUGGAGGAUCUUCCAUAUGAUCGGAUUGUUCUUUUUUGUAGAUACUCUUACGCUAAUAAAAUUUAUUUGCGACCGACGAGUAGCUCGGAUGUUUACGAUCUGCAUGAACUGCUCAGGAGAUAUACACAACAAAGUGGAGGGGAUGAAAAUCACUAUCUCAUUUAUAACCUCAUUGAGACAAAAACGGAGGAGGACAUCCUCCUAUCAAUACUUAACCAUAAGAAGAAAAUCAUUGGAUUCGUUUGGCUAAAGAAAAACAUAGACGUGAAUGUCCUUGUCCGUCUGUACAACUUGAAGGCCUACAACUACCUGCUGCGACGGGAAUUCUUUCAGGACAUUGCCCCAUCUCUGGUUCCUUUCUCCGGAGGGACGAAAAAUCUCAACAAGAAAAAAAAAAAAUAUCUGUUCAUCCAAUUUAAGCAAUUCAUUUUGAGCCAAAUCAGCGUCGAGUGCGAGGCGGACCUGGACAAAAAGCACGAAAUCGAUGCGGACGUUAUUUAUGGCUACUUACGGGAUCAUUUGACGGAAGACGUGGAGGAGUACGCCGCAUAUUUUGCCAAGAAGGAUUUAGACACGCGGGUGAUCCUGCGGAAUAUCUACAACAAGCUGCAGUACGAUUAUGAAAACUGCGCACAGGACCCAGACAAAGGCAGCGUCAACUUUGCACUGAUGAACAAGCUGAUCAAUUUGUGUGCCCACCUAAGCCACUCCGAUAUCUCUAAAGUCAGCACCAAAUUUCAAAGCCAUUUCGACAAGGUCGAGAUGCUCUACUUUAACUUUAACACGGACAAGACGUACAAAAAGAUAUACGACAAAGUGUGGAGGAAGAAGGGGGGCAUAAAGACUGACGAGGGGGGAGAACACGAUGCAAAAAAAAUCAACAUCAUCAAGCUGAACUGCGACAAUAGCGGAACGAGCAAGUCGGGAAAGAGCUCCAAGGAGGUGGUGAACCUGUCCUACUUCGACAUAUUCCUUCUGCUGGAGAAUAUCUACCCGGAGAUCUUCAAAAAGAACGAGAUCAUCCUGCUGUUUCUUUUCCUCGACUUGUACGAGUUAAUCACUGUGGAGGAGUCGACCCCGUUUGAUUGCGUCUCAUUCAAGCUCUACCUGGACGAAUUGGUGGACAUUAAGAAGAACUACUUCAUCUGCAAAUACAAGCACAUCGACUGGCUGAGCAGUUUGAGUGACAAGGACAAAAACGCCUUUUCGUUAAACUUGUUCAUUUUGAAUGACAAGUACCACCAUCACUGCAAAGACGUGCUUCUCAAGAUCGAGAAGUACUACGACGAAGUGGACUAUGUCGUCGCCACCAACAACGAGCGAGGGAGAAUCCCCCUCAUCCUAAAUUACUUCAAUCGCGUGAAGAAGAAAAAAAAGACAAACACUUUGGAGUCGUUGUAUGUUCUGAAUAAGUACACCCUUUUCCUCCCUCCAUGCACGGACUAUAUGAGGAUGACCGAUAUAGAGGACGUGCAGAAGCUGCUGGAAGCCGUGGAGGACAAGGAGAAGGAGCCGAUUAAUGCGGUUAUUUUGUCUCUAAAGGAGUUCCACAGGCGGGGCGUUGGCCAGGGGGAGGAGGCCCCCUCAGAGCUCAAGUUCUACCGCUCCCAAAACUACUACAUCUUCGUCACGAGGUGCGGAGGCAAAGCCAUCAACGUGACCGCGGGACGCAUCCUGAACAACAUCGACUUUUACUAUAAGCUGAAAGCCUUCGAUUUUAAGGAUGUCAUCCUGAGGAAUGAGAACCGGGAAGAGAAGCACUUCCUGCUCUCCUUCUUUUUGUCCAUAAUUAUUUUCAAGUUUUACGACAAGCGUAUUGUCCACAAUAUUUUGGGAAUGACGAAGGCCUGCUCGUGCCAGAUCGCCGUGGGAGACAACACCUACAGCGACGUGUACAAGCACUUCAAGUUUUUGUUCACGAAGGACAACAGCGUGAGCGUGUUUAAGAAGGAGCCCCCCAUGGGGGUAGAGGCGAGCCAUAACCAUGUGGGUAGCUACAGACAGAAGAACGAACAUAAAAAAAGGUUCUACCUCGUGAUGACGAAGCAAAUGUGCCUCAAAAAAUUUACCAACAUUGACCACAACAUCGUUUUCUGGGGAAUCAACGACGUGUGUCUCAGUAUGCUAUACAAACUGCUCACAAACAAUGAGUAUUUUUUUAACAACAUAAUUAUAGUCAGCCCUUACCGAAAUAGACUUCUCGAGGGAACCACUUCUGUAGCAGCGGAAGAAAAAGACGAUUACAACUGCAACAGCAUCAGAAACUGCAGCUUGGAAAAUCUAGAAAUGUAUAGAAAGCUAUCAGACUUAAUGAUAAAACAGAGGGUCAGAAUAAUUCACGAUAAUAUUUUUAACAUCGAUAGGGAGAAUAAAAAGAUCGAGCUAAACAACAGUCAGUUUAUCUUUUAUGAUUAUCUUUUUAUUUGCUUUGAUAAGGAAGACAUUAGUACUUACUCCUUCCAACUGAAUAGCUAUGAAGUGGGGAAGAAAAAGAACUUCAAUUUUAUCGAGAGAAAUAAGAGCUCCGUUUGCCCCAAUGAGCGAUUCGACUUUUUGACUAAGGCGAAGGAUUACGAGAAAUUCGAGUCCAGCGAAUGGCCCGCAAAGGAGAGAUCCGUCGAGAGGGGCACACCUCGGAGGGGGAAAUAUCGCCUGAACAGAGGGAAGAGGCAGCAUGUGGAUAGUCCAACUUUGCGGGGGAUAAGAAGUGGCUUGGGCGAACGGAGUGGCGGAAAAGACGCGGUAACGAACAUGCAACAUCCCGGGGGAGGGGACGACCCCUCUAGCAGCUCCGACUCCAGUGAGGGGAAUAUCACAGGGGUGGUGUCUAAAGGAAUGCUGCAUGGGGGAAGGAAAAAUGGCGGGACGGAGCAUCAUGAGCAGAGGGGUAAACUAACCGGGGGGAAGAACCCAACGGGGCAAUCGGGGAAAGCAGACGACGAAGAGGAGGAGGAGUACCACUCGGACUACUCAACGCUAUCGUCCAGCUGCAUACAAACGAGUGAGACGAGUCAAUCGGAAGGGGAGGCGAAGGGUGGUGGCGCCCUCGAAAUGGUCGAUACGAAUGAUGAUGCCACCGAUCAGCAGGGUGGUAACACCACGAAAAGGGGACACCCGGUUAAGGGCGCAUUACACAGGGAGAGUUUAACCGGGGUAGCCGCGUUAAGCAAAGCGGCGGUAAAUAAGGGAGAAUUGUUAAGAGAAGGGGUCUCAGGGCGGGUAGCUACGCUGUCUCAGCUGAGUGAAGGUAAGAAAGCGGAGUCAAAAAUGGACGAAGCGGGCAAGGCGGACAAAAUGGACAAUUCCGAUGAAACGCGAAAGACAAAGACGAUACGGGCUGCUGCUUGCCCCUCCGCGGAGAGGAAAAACGUGGAAGGGCUGUUCAGCAUCAGCGACCCCUUCUUGGAUAAAUACUUCGACAAAAACAGCACCUACAUGACGGUAGUAAAAAACUGCGUAAGUUACAUCGUCAUCUACAGUGACAACAUGGAUAUCCUCACGGUAGUUAAUUUUUUCUUGAGAAACGGAGUCAACUCGUAUAAGCUGCUAAUUAUAUCACCACACACCUGUGCCAAGUGUAGUGAAAAAAAUCCAAAAAAUGAUUUAAGGGAGGAAAUAUCGAAACAUAGGCUCUAUUAUCAGCACAAAGAACAUCUGAAGAAGAAUUACAUAAUAUCGGAUGAGCCACUUCAAAAAAAUAGUUAUCACAAGAAUUGCGUGCCUGAUAAUGUUAAGCAUGUCCUAAACAAAGUGUUUGUCCUUUUUCAUUUUCUAAAAAUCCGAAUCAUCCAGGGAGAGAUCAUUGCCAUUAAGAAGAGCAAGCAGAACCGCCUCAAACAUGUCGUGGUUCGCUUUUGUAAGCAUGGCAAGGUUGAUCCUACCCUUUUGUCUGCUCAGAGGUUUCUUUUCAAGAACACCGUGUUGAUUCCCUGCAGGGUUCUGCUCUGCUCCUACGUCUUCAACAUCAGCAACCACCUACACUAUGUGCUUAACAAGGCCUCCAUCGUGUACAACGAUCGCAUCUGUGUGAAUCAUAAUUUUCAGACAAACGACAAAUUCAUCUUCAGCGCCGGAGAGCUAUGUGCAUUUUCGAGUAAAUAUCGAAUAGGAAAAGAGAACAUCUUAAACCACGAGCAGUACAAUGGCAGCGAAAUUGGCAAUCUCGUAAGCAAAAGGUUUCUAAGUCUUAUCAUUGAGAAUGCCCAUAUGGUCUGCGAUUUUUCCGGAUCGAAGAAGAGCGUCAGGAGCGCGCACCAAGGGGGGAAGAACUCCCUCACCGGGGCGUCCACAAAUGGAGCGUAUCUCCAGCGUGGUGAAAGAUGCCAAGAUGAGGACAAGUACCAUCGGGGGGACACAGACAACCCUUUGGAUCUGUACAGAACACUGAAAGUGUUUGAGAAGCCUAUCAUCCACUUCAGCUGCCUCCCCUGCGAUUUUUACUUUUAUCAUUUCCAGGCGCCCACAGGGGACCUCUGCAAGUUCCACAACCCGUGCGCUCUGGGGAAGGGCAGUGUCGGCGGGUUAGGCAAUGUAAACCCCACGAACAGCAACGUAACUGAGGCGACCAACUCGAAGAAUGUAUACAACGAAGCCUUCUUAACAGACACCCUAAAGAUAUGCGUGCGCAGGGACAUUCAGCUAAGCGAGCGCUUCAAAGUGAAGCACUUCGAGAUCGCCAGCAACAUCAGCACGGAGGGCUACUACUGCAGAGUCACGACGAAUUCGUUAAACCUGAUAAACUCGUUCACCUACUUGGGACGCCAAAAACUGAACUUUCACAACCUGCACAAACUGUGCAAUAUGUCUAUCAACUACUUCUAUGCGAUUCUUAAAAACAUAAAGACCUCCCCGAACUACGACAUUUUGAGCUUGCUGAGUGAGGAGAGGGAGAAAUCCAUUUUUCACUACAAGUUCCAAAUGUUUAGAGAAAAGCUGAAGACGAAGUUAAUGCACCUGCCUUCGCUGAAGGAGUCCCUCCACACACAGCUACAGGGCGUCAACGACGCGGAGUCCUUCCGGCAGUACGUGCGCGAGCGACUGUUCCUGGAAGAUGGCCCUAUGACGGACAUGAUCAAGGAGAAGGUGGAGACGCACCUUAUCGAAUACAUAAAGGAAAACCAUGAAUUGCUCAACGGGUAUUACUUGCCCGGCUGA